Messenger RNA from Ilex paraguariensis (yerba mate), 2253 nucleotides. Lineage: Eukaryota; Viridiplantae; Streptophyta; Magnoliopsida; Aquifoliales; Aquifoliaceae. The record is from the annotation of a GenBank genome assembly.
GGAGAUUAAGAUUAUGAGGAACAUAGUUAUAUACAUCAGGGAUUGUGGGCCAAAAAAUGACUUGUUUGUUAGAUGUAGGAUGACAUGACCAAAUCCAGUGUCUGAUGACAGCUUCAGUUUUUCAGCCAACUCUCCCAUUAUUUCACGUUUCCCAGCCUUAGAAAUCAGCCAUGAACUCGUUGUAAACAAGUUAAGAAGGUUCUAUUCCUUUCUCUGUCAUUUCUUCUAAACAUUGACAAGCCUCAACAGAUCUUCCCAGCCUUAUAAGCCUUCCAACAAAAAGAAUCAUCUGGCAACACUUCUUCCUAUUGGUCUCCUUCCAAUCCACAUAGUAGAUGUCAUGACUUCGCAUAUGACGUCAUCAUCAUGUAAACAGCUGUGAAUAGUUGGGCAAACACUACUCUUCUUCCACAUGCUGCCCCGCAUCCUGCAUUUGGGUGCUCAUCAUCAACUGGAUCAGAGGAUAGUACAUCUCAACAUCAAGAGGGUGUCGUUUUUCCUUCAACAAUCCAUAUACUUUGUCCAUCUCCUUCUGAGCACAAACCCAAUAGCCACAUUCUGGCUCACUUCCAGAACAUCGUGUUUCCCAAAAGUACUCGACUUUGCAGUGUUAGUUGAGACUCCAAGGUAAACAGAUUGAUGAUACUGAGCAUAAUGUGGCCAAUGUGGGAAGCUUCACAAGCUGUAGAAUUAACAGUCUCUUCUUUGCUAAGCAGAUGAAGAAGAAGGGUAAGAAAGGGGGCAUAUUGGGUUUGGGCUGGGUCACAAUGUUGGUGUGCUUGAGAGUAAUGUUAAAUUUUUCAGAAUGAAAUUUGAAGAAAAGAGGCAUAUUUUGGAAGAUCAUUUUGAUCCACUUGUAGGGGUUUGGUUGCUUGAGCUUUUCUAUGCUCAAGGAUUUUGGUUGCUGUGAUGGGUACUUAUAUUCAUUUGAUCAUUUCUAUUGUUUAGAUUAGACUAAACAAAAGUACUAAACUUAUAGCUUCCCCUCCCCCUGCUUGCAUAAAUUUCUUCUCAGUAUGGCAUGGUUUCAAACAGCAGAGGAUUGCCUUCAUUACCUCAAAUAUCUUAAACACAAUCAAACCAAUUCUACCCUUUAACAAUCCUUCAUGCAAUGUAGUAUGGGCAACAAUAUCGGGCUUAAAACCCUUACCACUCAUCUUCACGCUACACCCUCCAUUGAUGCACUUCUCAAACGUCCCAAGAGCAUCAAGCAAUCCAUUUCUGUCACAACCGCAACUCCACUUCAAGAAUCCCUACUGCGUCCAUCCUUCUUUAUCAGCCACAAACGUUGUAAUCUCAAUCUUGAAAGUCUUCAUUAAGAGAAGCCCUGUCUCAUCCAUCUUCAAGCAGCAACACCAUUGCCUCAAAAGUCAAAACUGCAUAUCCUCUUAUCAUCUAAUUUUAUGUCCCUCAAUUAUGGGAGAUCCCAGGCCCCCCGCUCUGCCCAACAGAGAAACUGAAAAGCCGACUUCCCAGGAUAUUUAGACUGUUCCAAAUAUCCUAAACCAAAUCAUGGGUCCGAUUGAUCCUACGUUCACCUAAAACCGCUCCCAAUCCAAUGUUAUUGCUAACAAAUAACAAUUCAUUGAUCACCUUAGACACAUUGUCAACCUCUUUUGAAUCCGCUUUCUAUUUACACUUUCUCACUUGAUCUUUGUUAAAUUUUUAAAACCCUCCGACUUCGCAUUCACCAUCUGUAGCAGUGGAAAACCCUUAAAAUUCAAGUACAUUUUGGAUCUUGGGGAUGCGGGUUAAAAGGGAAACUGUGAAAGUGAAGAGGCAAGGAUCCAAAGUAGCUAAUGGCAUAUUUUCUUGGAGAAAAGAGAGUGAAGAGGGGUAUGGCAAAAUAAAUGGAACUUGACAACAAGUACAAUGGGGACUAUGGUCAUGACGAGCAUAAAACAAACGAGACAAGGGCAGAGAGCUACCGUUAAGAAAGAGCACUUUCUGUCCAUGAAGUCCUCGUCAUCGUCGUCGCGACGUGAUGGUUUGUCAGCGAUGGGCAGAGCACACCUCGGUGGCGGCGCAGUAGAGGACGGAUUAGCCAUUGUUGCUGAGAAGAAGAAGAAGAAGUACAAGGAUAAAUUUCACAGAUCGGAGCGGCAAUCGAAAACUGGUUGUGUGAACGACGGAGAGCAGCGCUCAAAGCGACAACAGAUAGAUGGCUGUGAGUCGUUGGACGGUUCUCCAAGACAGAACUGUGGGUACCUAAAGAAGCAGUCCCACCUGGGCUUGUGGCCAGUUUUCAACUAG